Molecule: messenger RNA, 1959 nt
Organism: Cervus elaphus (red deer)
Lineage: Eukaryota; Metazoa; Chordata; Mammalia; Artiodactyla; Cervidae
Product: probable histone-lysine N-methyltransferase PRDM7
Exons: 14
Coding region: 1-1959 (652 amino acids)
Biological process (GO): positive regulation of reciprocal meiotic recombination; regulation of DNA-templated transcription
Cellular component (GO): nucleus
Molecular function (GO): histone H3K36 methyltransferase activity; recombination hotspot binding; zinc ion binding
Source: RefSeq, a predicted model, not a curated record
AUGAGGCCGAACAGGUCUCCAGAGGAGAGCACUGAGGCAGAUGCUGGGACAAGAGAGUGGAAGCCCACGGCCAAAGAUGCUUUCAAAGACAUCUCCGUAUACUUCUCCAAGGAACAAUGGGAAGAGAUGGGAGAAUGGGAAAAAAUCCGAUAUAGGAAUAUGAAAAGAAACUACGAAGCGCUGAUUGCUAUAGGUUUCAAAGCCACUCGACCGGAUUUCAUGCAUCACCGCAGGCAGGUCAUCAAGCCCCAGGUAGAUGACACUGAGGAUUCUGAUGAAGAAUGGACACCAAGGCAGCAAGGUAAACCUUCUUCGAUGGCCUUCAGAGUGGAGCACAGUAAACACCAGAAGAGAAUGUCCAGGGCACCAUUAAGUAAGGAAUCUAGUUUGAAGGAAUUGCCAGGAGCAGCAAAAUCGCUAAAGACAAGUGGCUCCAAGCAGGCUCAGAAACCAGUGCCCCAUCACAGAAAAGCAAGAACCCCUGGACAGCACCCCAGACAUAAAGUCGAACUCAGAAGAAAGGAGACUGGAGUGAAGAGGUACUGUCUACGAGAAAGAAAGGGCCAUGUGUACCAAGAGGUCAGCGAGCCCCAGGAUGAUGACUACCUCUAUUGUGAGGAGUGUCAGAACUUCUUCAUCGACAGCUGUGCUGCCCAUGGGCCCCCAACCUUUGUAAAGGACUGUGCAGUGGAAAAGGGGCAUGCCAAUCGCUCAGCCCUCACUCUGCCCCCUGGGUUAAGCAUCAGACUGUCGGGCAUCCCUGACGCUGGGCUUGGAGUGUGGAACGAGGCAUCCGAUCUGCCGCUGGGUCUGCACUUUGGCCCCUAUGAGGGCCAGAUCACAGACGAUGAAGAGGCCGCCAACAGUGGAUAUGCCUGGCUGAUCACCAAAAGGAGGAACUGCUACGAGUAUGUGGAUGGAAAGGACACGUCUUGGGCCAACUGGAUGAGGUAUGUGAACUGUGCCCGCGACGACGAGGAGCAGAACCUGGUGGCCUUCCAGUAUCACGGGCAGAUCUUCUACCGAACCUGCCAGGUGGUCAGGCCGGGCUGUGAGCUGCUGGUCUGGUACGGGGACGAGUAUGGUCAGGACCUUGGCAUCAAGCGGAACAGCAGGGGGAAGAGUGAGCUCGCGACCGGGAGAGCAGAACCGAAGCCCAAGAUCCACCCAUGUGCCUCCUGCUCUCUGGCCUUCUCCAGUCAGAAAUUCCUCAGCCAACACAUCAAACGCAGUCACCCCUCUCAGACCCAUCUGGACUCCAGAUUCGACCUCAGGGGUCCAGUUCUCAGCCCUGCCCCCAGCAGCUGUAAGGAGCUCAGGAGGCUGAAGUCCGCCCGGCCACCAGAAGACACCAAGGGGAGACUGGGCCAUGGGGCGGGGGCGGAAGGUGCGAAGUCCAGGACUCGGGGCAACGGCCCUCAGUUCCCUCCAUGUGCCAGGCUUGUGAAGCGUCUCUACAUGAACCACGACAGCGGCCAGGCCCCACCUUUCACCAGGAUUGCCCUGCACGGGCACACAGAACACCAGCAGUCAUGGGACAGACAGCCAGCUGUCUCCGCUGCACGCUCCAUCCUGACCACGGCGGCCCUGUGGCUGUACCAGCCUCACCUGCGCGCGGCUCUGCUUGGCCUCAAUGGCUCAGGGACCCUGCGUGAGUCGAGGAAGGUGUUUGGCAACAUCAGCCACAAAGACACUAAAGAGGAGAAAGCCCACGGCAGGCGGGGCUGGGUGUUCCUGGGAGAGCAGAGGGGCCUUGGACACUCCAUGCUGGACCCCUGCCCCACCGGCUUCUCCUCCUUCUCGCUGGGCAUGCAGCUUUCACCUGCUGGGUGCCCACCAGUGAGGGACCACAAGACACCAAGCUGGGGUUGGCGAUGGGCGAGCUGGAUGCCAGGGAACCCGAGACCCUGCAGCAGGUCAGCGCACUGUGGACGAGGGCCGGCCUCACUGAACGGUUAG